Pleuronectes platessa (European plaice) is the source of this 1229-nucleotide messenger RNA. Its product is annotated as histamine N-methyltransferase A. The coding region runs from base 171 to 1043 and encodes 290 amino acids. The transcript has 7 exons. Gene Ontology annotation, molecular function: N-methyltransferase activity. The record is from RefSeq and is a predicted model, not a curated record. NCBI's taxonomy places the organism in Eukaryota, Metazoa, Chordata, Actinopteri, Pleuronectiformes, Pleuronectidae.
GAACACCAGCAGCUGCCUCAGGCAAAGUUCAGCUCUCGAGGGUUAUGUAAGAAGAGAUCCAGUGAAAGUUGGCCAGCCACCUUGUGGGUGGAGACAGUAACUGACACUGUUCCUUAUAAAGAGCGGGAGAGAAUCGACUCUGUGGCUUCAACAAGUUCAAGGGAUCAGUCAUGGCUGCAGAAGUAAAGCAGACGUGUUACGAGGGCAGUGCAGUGCAUAGCUUCCAGUUCUACCUGGAACAUUCUGGAGAACACGAGGCCAUUGUGCAGGGCGUCCACAGCCUCCUGCCAGCCCAGUUUAAAAGAAUUGGAGCAGGUAAAACUGGUCUGGAUGUUCUGGGAGUUGGAAGCGGUGGAGGGGAGGUGGACGUCCAGAUGCUUUCUCUGCUGCAGUCGACAUUCCCCGCUGUUCCCAUCACCGCUGACAUUGUGGAGGGCAGCGCGGAGCUCACAGACAACUUUAAAGCUUUGGUAGCAAAGACCACCAGCCUUCAGAAGGUCCAGUUUGCUUGGCACAUCAUGCACAGCGGGGACUAUGAGAAGCAAGUGAAAGCGAAGGGAGAAGUGAAAAAGUUUGACUUCAUACACAUGAUCCAGAUGAUCUACUACGUGGAUAACGUCGAUGACACCAUCAAGUUCUUCCACAGCCUUCUGAAAAACAACGGCACACUCAUGAUCAUCGUUGAAGCAGCCAACGGCGGCUGGGACACCCUGUGGAGGACGUUCAAGAAGGAGCUCUGCGUCGACGUCAUCACGAAGUACCGCUCGUCAGCAGAGGUGAUCUCCAGCCUGAAGAAGCAGGGCCUGAAGUACGAGGAGCACAUCAUCCACAACACCUUCGACAUCACCGAGUGCUACGAUCCAAACAGCGCCACGGGGGCACGUUUGUUGAAUUUCAUGACAGCGACAAAUAACUUCCACCAGUCCCUCACCCAGGAGGUCAGAGCUGGAAUCCUGGACCUCCUCAGGAACAAGUGCAGCACAGUCAAAGAUGGCCGGGUGAUGUUCAACAGCGAAUUGAGAUGCAUACUGGUUCAUGCCUGAGUCUGUGUCCUGUUCUCCAGUCAGUUAAUUACGACAUUUUCACUUCUAAGAUUUACUAUGAGCAGUAGUUUUCAGUCUCUUCAACUAAAGUGCAACUCGAAUUUUGUGAUUACUUAAAUGAUCCAUAAAAGCAAUGAACAAUUGUGGCUUGAAUCAAUAUAAUAAAACUUUUUAAAACCUUAAGAA